Molecule: messenger RNA, 1573 nt
Organism: Daldinia caldariorum
Lineage: Eukaryota; Fungi; Ascomycota; Sordariomycetes; Xylariales; Hypoxylaceae
Exons: 2
Coding region: 95-1573 (492 amino acids)
Source: RefSeq, a predicted model, not a curated record
AGAUAUUUCUUCACCUUUAUCUCGUUUUUCCCUCUGAACUCAAACAUCCUUUGACUACCUAGGUACCUGGUACCUAUGAUACAACACUGCCAACAUGGAUAAAUGGCCUCAAGAGCUUUAUGACCGCGUCAUUUUCUUCUGCUUAAAGCGUAUACAUGCUUCUAACCCAGCUUUUUUGGCGCUUGCAACUGUGUCCCGGAAGUUUCAAAACUCGGUGGAGAGCCAUUCCUUUCGAAGGCUUCUUAUUACAGCCACCGAGUCAAAGCUAAAUGAGUUAGAACGAAUUUUAACCCCUCGGCGUCGUAACUUUCUACGGCAGCUCUCUCUUAAGAUGACUCUACCGCCAUAUUCUUCUAAAUACUUUACCGAGUUUGAGACAGACCAAGACCGCAGGGCCAAUAAUGAGGUUAUCACCGCGGCGUUAAAGAGGGUUUUCUAUCUGAUUUCUACAUUAUAUGGUCAGGAUGCCGAUAUGGAGCCGAUACUCGUGCUGAACAUCCUGGGAGCAUCUUCGCCCUCGGACAAAGGAGUAAGACUAUUUUUGCCAAAGGUUCCCGCUGAUUAUCGAUACCAAGUAAGACUGGAUCUCAAUGAGCAGCGUUAUAAUUUCUCCCUGCUCGAUCUCACAUCUGACGUUUCCGACUUCCCACUCCUGCCUUGUGUUCGAGAGUUUACAAUUUCUGAUGGACGCCGUAAUUGGAGUCCGCGUGUCGCAAUGCUUCUUUCUACGAAGAUGACAAAAGCCGAGAGUAUUAGUUGGCAUUUGGAUCGCCGCGAGGAUAGCUGGGGUCGGUACUAUAGCAUGGAUCGCACAUACCGGGACGAGCUGGUUAAGAGCAUCACCUCGGCAGACCUUCCAUCAUCUACCAAGAAGUUCCUUUGUCACAUAGUUCCGCCGUGGACUGAAAACAGGCAAAAGCUACUUUCCCAGUUCAUCGCACCUGGAGAUCAAGACCCAGUCAGCCGUGCCUUGCAACACCUUACAAGGAGCUGUUUGACAGUCCAUAUAAUCGCUCCCAUACAUCACACAUUUUACAAUUCACUGGCUGAUAUGGAGGAUGACGUUGGGCAAUGGAAGAAUGUAAAAACUCUAAAGGCCACGGUCUACAUGCAAAAUCCAUCUGGAAAGUGGUUAUUUAAGCUCGGAAACGGUUUUAUUGAGGACCAAGACUCACUAAUUACACUUGAUCACCUUCCACCUGGUUAUGGGAACACUAAUGAGGAGUUGGAGGAACGCGAAAAGUUUUACUACCAACACAUGGUCCAGCCAGGUAGACGUGAUGACCCUGAGAGAGUUAUCCCCGACGAUAUUGAGCUGAACAGUUUGUUUACAGCUUUCGCACGGGCCUGUUGCCGCUUACCAGUUCUUAGGGAGGCUCCUGUAGAGGUUGGGUGUCUGGCGCCAGGGACGCCGUUCCCAAGAGGCAAACAAAUGCACUCGCAUAACAAAAACUCGUGGAGAGUCUACUUCUAUCUCCACCAGUGGAGACCUUCCGAAACUACAAUUGAGGAGCUUAAGAUGAUCGGAAGGAUAAGAGAUGGGUGUGAUCCUGUGUUUCUAUGGGGAGAAUGA